Messenger RNA from Salvelinus fontinalis (brook trout), 2610 nucleotides. RefSeq lists its product as uncharacterized. NCBI's taxonomy places the organism in Eukaryota, Metazoa, Chordata, Actinopteri, Salmoniformes, Salmonidae. Gene Ontology annotation, cellular component: cytoplasm. Bases 400 to 789 code for a protein of 129 amino acids. The transcript is spliced from 7 exons. Gene Ontology annotation, biological process: negative regulation of translational initiation. The record is from RefSeq and is a predicted model, not a curated record. Gene Ontology annotation, molecular function: eukaryotic initiation factor 4E binding.
UGAAAUAAUUAUUGUCAAUUAUCAUAUUUCUGUAACACAAAUGUAUAUUUAAGCAAUAAGGCCAGAUAACUGAACAGACAGAUUUGCCUUUGAAAAUGUGCAGCAGAACUUUUAAGUUAUUUUAUCAAACAAGUAUUGUAACGUGAACAUAUCGAUACUUGGAUGAUAAAGCAUCCGUUUCAUAUCAGUAUGAUAUUCUAAGAAUUUGUUCUGCACGGAUUUCAAUAGGGAAAGAUUGCGUCCGUACCCCGCUCUCGUGUAUUUCGUUGAAAACAUUACUUUGCUGCGCGUUUGGUGUUGAACCUUUGUGGGGGUAACCACAGCAGAAGCAGCACCUCUUCAGUGUGGCAUCUCUCGGAAGGGAAGGCACUCCUGUGUCGCCGAACAUACAGGGUCAGGAUGGAGGUGUCAAGGAGGCGGAUCUUACAGAAGCACCUGCAGCCAGCCAGACCACUGCGGCGCUGCAGUACUGACCAGGACCCCUGCUUUAGAAAUGCUGAGCCAUCUGCGUGUGGACAAGCAGGAGAAAAAACAAUUAACAGUAUUGGAGUGGAACAGUUUUUUCAAAUCCUCCAUCUCCAAACUCAGACUCCACAAAAAGACUCCACCCCAACUAAAGUGAGGAUAUCUUACACUAGAGACUUCCUGAUUCAACUGGCCAAUUCCCCCAUUGCCAAAAGAAAACCGGACUUCUUACCAGAACAUCCUGUUGUUUUGGAAAAGGCGAGAGAACCUGGUGUGCCAAGGUUGGAGAAGAGGUUUGAUGAAAACAAUGAAAUGCUUGCCUAGGCUAACUUGGAGCCAGGAAGUCUGGUUGCUGCUGCUGCUGCUGCUUUUCAACCCACACACCACUACAACUUGCUCUGCCAUUGAGUGAUAUUCCAACAACAACAACAAAAAAUUCCCAGUUGAGCCCAGAAUACUACAGGCAUGGGUUGUGUCCCAAAUAGCGCCCUAUGUCCUAAUUAGUGCAAUACUUUUGACCAGGGCCGAUAGGGUUCAGAUCAUAAACACCCAUGACCAUGAGAGUUGUAAGCGAGGGGUAUAAUUAUUAUUUUUUAGUUCCUUUGACAAAUGUUGGAUCCUUUGGUGGACAUAAACCUGAAAAUAUACCAUAGCCUACGUUUUAAAUUGUGUGCUUCAGUCUAAAAUAAUAAUGCAUAGUUGAAUGAUGUGCCUUGAUGCUAACAAAUGCCCCUUUCACUGUGUGAUGUUUACAUAUGGCAUAAUACUAAUAAUGCCUCAGUGGAGGCCAUUGACUCUGAAUAACCUUACAACGACCUCCAAGACAAACAAUACAUUCAUUUAACCCUUUCACUUUUUGAUAUGUUGGAGUAUGGGUGUUUUAGCUUUGAUAUUGUCACUGAAGCUUGAUUAUUGACGUAUAUCAACGAAUUGAAUGUUGAAGUAUAGGCUACUGCCUGCUGCAUAACUUGUCUGUAUUCCCCCAUUGAAAACUGUUGCUUGAAAUGAUUAGGCUUCUAAGCCCGCCUUUGCACACUAUCCUUCUGAGGGUCAGUCCUGUAGUCACAUCAAAUAGUACAUCUCUCCCCUACUGCACAUUUUCUCAGUUUAUUCUAUAGUAGUUGAUGAACGUGAAUAACGGCAGUCUAAAUUAGCACAAAGUUAGCGAAACCCGCCGCCUUGACUUGCCUGUGCACAUAAGGGGUACUUUAUUAUGCAACUUGUGUUCGGCGACUGUUGUGGUUGUAGUGUGGAAUGGGAAAAUUGAGUGGCUGUUUAUUUUUGAAGUGUAUUUAUUUGAGUUAUCCUUAUUUUGUUACAAGCUAUUUGCCUAUCGAGGCUUAGUCAUGAUGGCGGGCUUCAUUCCAAGAUGUUGGCUGUUUGUUGAUACAAGGCUGAGAGGACUUUCCUAUGCUAAUGUAAAGGGACUGCCAAAGUGUAACCAUGUAUUUUCAGAGAUGCAGUAGGUUAAAUAAGUGCCCCCCCCCCCCCAUUGAUUUUGACUUUCAAGUUGCACAUUGUGAAGAUAGCCUAUUUAAUUUAGUGUACUAUGGUGCACAUCCUCUCCUUGCUCCAAGACGUAUGAGCUGAUCAGGGAUCUGCCCUAAUAGCCCUGUACAUUUCUCUGCUCUUAUACAAAAAAAUUAUAUUUGGAUGACAAAUGUUGUCUUGUGAAGUGUCAUUUUACACCAAAAGCAGCUUAAAAUGCUGACUAUACCUCAAAUUCGAACCUUGCAUUAUCAAAAUCUUGUAAAAAUGAAACCUCGCCAUGUAAUCCAGUUUACAUGUAAGAAUAAAACAGCAAUUUUAGUCACACUGCGUAAACGAGAAACCAGAGACAAUAACCAUUCAAGUGGUCAUUCACUAGUGUGAAAACUGCGCCAGUGGUGCGCACAGAUCCUGUGUACCAUCUUCCCUACUGGCGUUUUGAUGUUCAUGAGUUACGUCUACAGUGAGUCCAGUUACAUGCACACAAUACGAUUAUUGUGUAUAGUCAGAUUAAUAUAAUAGUUCGUUUUAAAACGUGUACAUGUUUUGCAAGAACGAUUUUCCUAAACAUGUUUGCAUGGACGCAUCUGAAAUCAGGCUACCUGAUGGGACUUCAAUAAAUUCCAAAAAUUGUCAAUAAAAGUUCUACCACCGAGA